Messenger RNA from Topomyia yanbarensis, 989 nucleotides. RefSeq lists its product as uncharacterized. The transcript is spliced from 2 exons. Bases 279 to 749 code for a protein of 156 amino acids. The record is from RefSeq and is a predicted model, not a curated record. NCBI's taxonomy places the organism in Eukaryota, Metazoa, Arthropoda, Insecta, Diptera, Culicidae.
CUCGCUUGAAAAGCACAAAUAAAAACAUAAUCCCAUCGUAAAACUGUUGAGUAUCAUAAUUUCACUUUCUGUUAUUAUCAAUAAGUACUUCAUUCGUUUCCGCUUUAUAAGAACCCAUCGACACACUUUCCACUAAUAUUCAAUCCACCACUAUUUAAGAUAAGCAGAUAGUGAAAACCACUUUCACUACAAACUGAUUAGAAAUCCGUAUAUAUAUACAGCUAAGCAGUGAAUUACAGUCAUCAGUCGAACCUAGGAACAUUCGUAUCGCUACCAAAAUGGCUAAAUUAAUCGCAUUGGGAGCCACAAUCCUGGCCCUGACUGCUACGGUCCUUGCCAGCAACGAUCAACCAUCGAACGUUGAAGCCCGUAUCCAAAUCGUGGAGAACAUUUCCGCCUUCCGAGCGGCCCAUCCCGAACUAAACCUUGUUCCCGUGGAAAGCACUCGAAGCCCCCGGCAGCAAAUUUUGUACACUCUCGGAAAUAGAGUUUCAGGAGAUCGACUGGUCGCCGCCGACCAGAAUGGUCAAUCGUGGACAACAUUCCAGGAUGUUGCGCUGACUCUGGCCUAUCCACAAUCCGGAGUCGGUGCAGUGAUCAGCUACAUCCAUGUGGUGGUGAACCAAAGUUCGAACCUGGGCCGAGGCUAUGUGGUGGCCGGAGGAAUCGGUCAGCGAUAUAUUCAGCUAGUGAUUGAGGCCUCUCGAACAAACUACUUUAACUAUGAUGCUCAAAUCUAUGGGAAGUAGGAUCAAUGUCUUGGUAUUGAUAUAAUAAAUUAGCGAGAACGUUGAUGUUGCAUCGCAACGAAAAGUGUACUUUUUGUUUUAAAUGUCAGCUGACAUUCGCUUUUCAUAAACGAUAAUGAGUAAGAAAUUGAGAAACGUUUCGAUUUUGUCUCAUUCGUAUCUGAUAGCCGACUUGACUACACAGUUAGACGUAAAAUCUAAAGAGUAACAUUACCUAUGGUCACAAGAAAACGAGUGGUA